UGAACACGUUCGUCUGAUAGAAGAUAACAAAAAUCACGAAUAGAUAAGGCCUGUCUGAAUACCAAACGAACAGUUUAAGAUAUACGUUACGGAAAACAGGAGCCAAACUAUUUUGUCAUGAUGAAAAUUGCCGUGGUCUUGGCACUAGCAGUAUUAGUAUGCUAUGCAGUAGCUGAGAGAUGCAAUAACGUCACAGAAUGUGUGGGUACACAAUGCGUGACAACAGCAGGUCACGUUCAUAUUGAAUGUACAGAGCACCACUGCACGUGCUCAAAUGACCCGCAACCAUGUAUUACUGCCAACGACUGUCUGAAAGUUAGAUGCAUUGACAAGGAUGCACAUACGACUAAUUUUCACUGUUUAGACGGAAAAUGCAUUUGCCUGAGAACGUAAUGUCGACUUGCAUUAAGCAUAUUAUUUUUGAUAUGGAGUAAAGACUUGCAUAAAACGUG
This is a messenger RNA of Mercenaria mercenaria, 452 nucleotides long. Its product is annotated as serine protease inhibitor Cvsi-2-like. Lineage: Eukaryota; Metazoa; Mollusca; Bivalvia; Venerida; Veneridae. The record is from RefSeq and is a predicted model, not a curated record. Bases 118 to 393 code for a protein of 91 amino acids. The transcript is spliced from 3 exons.